Messenger RNA from Didymosphaeria variabile, 2808 nucleotides. RefSeq names its product histone methyltransferase set2 (gene SET2). The record is from RefSeq and is a predicted model, not a curated record. The transcript has 4 exons. The coding region runs from base 1 to 2808 and encodes 935 amino acids. Gene Ontology annotation, biological process: regulation of DNA-templated transcription. Gene Ontology annotation, cellular component: chromatin; chromosome; nucleus. NCBI's taxonomy places the organism in Eukaryota, Fungi, Ascomycota, Dothideomycetes, Pleosporales, Didymosphaeriaceae. Gene Ontology annotation, molecular function: protein binding; histone H3K36 methyltransferase activity.
AUGUCGGACCACGAGUCCGACCAGACUGCAGAGCUGGGGCCCGAGCUACGUGGCAUGAAGCUUGAAGAAGGCGCCUCUCCAUCCGGGGAAGGCGCGGGUGCUCCCGCACGAGUGAAGGUGGAGGACGAUGGCCGCGCGCCCACCCCCGUCGUUAUGCCCGCUCGCAGCAAGUCUCGAUCCGAAUCACAGUCUCCGAUUAAGCAACUCCCCUCCGACGCCUCGACGCCCGACAUGGACACGAAGGAAGAGGUGCUUGGCGGCGAGAUCACCUUAAAAAUGGAGCCGGGGAAGGCACCCAAGCUAUCGCGCACUGCGUCGCAUAAAAUCGCCUCACGCCCACCGCCGCUGUUCCUCGACCUACCCGAUGCUACGCAAGAAGCCAAAUCGACUUUCAAUGUUUUGUCCGAAUGCACCUACGCCAACAAGCACAUCGGCACGACCGAACAUGCUUUGGAGUGCGACUGUACCGAGGAGUGGGAUCCUAAGGAGCGAAUCAACAAUGCCUGUGGCGAGGAUUCAGAUUGUAUCAAUCGCGCCACGAAAAUGGAGUGUCUGGGUGACUGCGGAUGCGGUCGCGACUGCCAGAACCAGCGCUUCCAACGGAAAGAGUACGCCAACGUGACCGUUAUCAAAACAGACAAGAAAGGAUUUGGGCUUCGGGCUAACGCGGAUAUGAAGCCCGGAGAUUUUGUUUUCGAAUAUAUUGGUGAAGUCAUUGAGGAGCGGGCUUUCCGUCGCCGCAUGAUGCAAUAUGACCAAGAAGGUAUCAAGCACUUCUACUUCAUGUCGCUUACCAAAGGUGAAUUUGUUGAUGCGACGAAGAAAGGCAACCUCGGUCGCUUUUGCAACCACUCGUGCAACCCGAAUUGCUACGUCGACAAGUGGGUGGUGGGCGAAAAGCUCCGUAUGGGCAUCUUCGUUGAACGAAGAAUCAAAGCUGGCGAGGAGCUGGUCUUCAACUACAAUGUUGAUCGUUAUGGCGCAGAUCCCCAACCUUGUUAUUGCGGCGAGCCAAAUUGCUCUGGGUUUAUUGGCGGCAAGACGCAGACUGACAACGCUACGAAGCUAUCCCACGCGACGAUUGAAGCACUUGGCAUUGAUGACGGAGACGGUUGGGAAACUGCUGUCGCAAAGAAACCUCGCAAGAAGAAGGCCAGCGAAGAUGACGAAGAGUACGUCAACGACCUCAAGCCCAAGUCGCUGGAUGCUCGAGGUGUCACGAAAGUCAUGGCCGCUCUCCGUCAAUGUACGGAGAAGUGGAUCGCUGUCAAGCUUCUUGACCGAAUUCAGCAAAGUGAAGGCGACAAGGAAGUCGGCCACCGUGUCAUUCGCAUGCACGGUUAUGAAAUCCUCAAAACGACUCUUGUCACUUGGAGAGACGAUUCGAAUGUCGUGCUGCAGAUUCUUAAUAUCCUUCAUGGCCUUCCGCGGAUUACCCGGAAUAAAAUUCAGGACUCGAAAAUCGAGGAGAUCGUGCAGAAACUACGAGACGAAUGCGAAGACGACCGUGUGAAACAGUCCAUCACUGACCUACUUCAAGAGUGGAGCAAGCUUGAGCUGGGAUAUCGGAUACCACGCAUGAAGCCAAAUGCUCGGAUUGAGCCUCAUUUCGAACGUCGGGAAAAGGGCCGUGAACGCUCCAGAUCACGAUCAAAAUCGCCCGAGCCGAAACCACCAAACAGUGCGCCUUCAGCUCCUCGAGGCUUCAAUGCCCCUAAGGGCCCAUCUGCUAUGGCAAAUCUCCCUCCUCGUCCGGCACCACGUCCGCCGCGACCAUUCAAUACUCUUCCUUCGGGUUGGUUCCAGGCGAAGUCUGAGAACGGUUCGGUAUACUUCUACACAGCAAGCGGUGUUACACAAUGGACACGGCCCACACAGCCAGCAACCCAACCGCCCAGUGCCACGUCCAAAGCCAAGUCAGAAGUUCAGUCGCUCCAAGACAUUAUAGCGAGCAUCACCGCUGAGGCUACAUCUGGCAAACGAGGAUCUGCAUCUACCACUCCACAACCCGCUGCGGAUGAGACGAAGGAGAAGACAUCGAAGAGUGACAAGUGGGCGAAGAUGCCACAAGAGAAAAAGGAGAAGAUAUACGAAGGAACAUUAUCUAAGCAUGUCAUGGCCACCACUUCCCGUUAUAGCAAGAUGCUCCCGAAGGAGGACAUCAAGAGACUUUCCAAAGAGGUUGCGAAGAAGUUGGUGCGUGGUGAUUUCAAGGCCAAUCGCGUGACAGAUCCGACAGCACCCAUUAGUUCUAAACACGAGAAGACGGUGAAAAAUUAUGUCAAAGACUUCAUGGACAAAGCCGUCAAGAAGAAGACAGGACGUGAGAAGGACAAGGUAUCGCGGAAUAACACCGAACCAAACGGCCAUGUCACGAUGCCAGGGGAGACGGCAACGCCGGAGACUCCACAGUUCGCGUUGGGGACCGAUGAUACUCCGAUGGUAGACGGGAUGUCGAGUUAUAAUGCUGCCUCACCAACAGGGUCAUCGGGGACUGAGUUGAAGAGGAAAAGGGAAGAGGACGGCGAACCGGCCUCGCCGAAGAAAUCCAGGACAGAGGUUACACAGCCAGUUCCUCCACCCCCUCCGCCACCGAUAGACGAUAUGCCUAUAAACGGAGAGAGCACGACUCUGACGCCCAUGGAGGAUGAUCCAAUUUCGAUGCUUUCGACAAGCGAUGGAAGCGUCAAUGGGAUCAGACCGAAAAUUUUGGAAAGUCUUGGUAGCCCUACACAGCUUGCAACGCCCCCGAGCAAGGAGCACAAUGGGUACCACCAGCAUCCCAUCACGACGGACAGCAAAUAUUGA